Molecule: messenger RNA, 741 nt
Organism: Thelazia callipaeda (thelaziosis nematode)
Lineage: Eukaryota; Metazoa; Nematoda; Chromadorea; Rhabditida; Thelaziidae
Source: the annotation of a GenBank genome assembly
AUGCUGAUCAGAUGGCGGUCACUUUGUGUGGUACUAAGCAUUGUGCAGUUAGGCCUAGCAGACAGCUCCUUGUCAUAUCAUCCUGAUUACAGCCGUCCAUCACUGGCAAAUACUAUAAUCAUAGCUGGUGCACUCUUAUCAUUGAUAAUUCUAUUGCUUGUUCUGCUUUUACUACUUAUCACAAGGCCAAAAGUAAUGAUAGAUCGAGGAGAGCCACUUUCUCAUAUUUCUCUCAGGAAACGUUGCAGUGCAGAAUUGAUACCAUGUAAGGAAAGUGAAGGCGAAAAAGUAGUUGAACUUCAUUCAUUGGAAAUGAGUAACAAGUCAACGGAAUCGAAAAGUGGAUCUGAAUGCGAGCCAGCGCAGACCAGUCCAAGCAAUGACGAAAUUCCAAAAUUGCCGACUCACAUGAUGAAUAUAGAAGGAGGAGAACCAGUGGUACUUUUCUUUAAAAAAGACGAACCGCAACAUGUUAUUUUGCCAGUUUACAUUGUGGUUAAGAACGAUGCAGUACCAAAGUCUAAAACUAGUAUAACUCUUGAUGAGGCCCUAGUAACACCCCCAACAUCGAGUACCCAAUUUUCUGUUUCGAAUCCUGCAUCAUUCAAGAGUUUGACAACUUGGGGUAGCGUUAAAGUUGCCAAAGAAAAUGCCAAAACAAGCACUACGAGAAGAAAAUGCACAGAACGCAUAAAGCCUUCUACUCCUUCAAGUACGUCUUCAACAGACAAAGGUGACUAA